AUGGCAUAUAGCGCGCCUGAAGAAGUGAUCCCAACCGAUUACCGUCAAGAUUAUCCAGACUUUCCUGCGUAUAUCGAGACACCGUCUAUUCCAUAUUUAUUAGAUGCGGUGAUUGAUUACAACAAAGACCGUUUUGGUGGGCAGUUGACAUUCCGUGCACCAAAUUCGAAAGUGCCACGCGUCGGUCCUGAUGCAUCGAUUGAAGAGCGUAUUACUUAUAUUCUUCAGUCUGAAAUUAACCCUGGUCUAGCAGGACAUGGUGGUAACUGUGCAUUGGUUGAAGUUGUUGAAGAUGAAGAGCAUGGUUUAACGGCUGUACUGAAAUUCGGUGGUGGUUGCCAAGGUUGUUCAGCAAUUGAUGUCACGUUGAAACAGGGUGUUGAAACGACUCUGCAACAACACAUUCCUGAGUUACGUCGUGUUAUCGACCAGACGGAUCAUACGCAGGCAGAAGGCGCGUACUUCAAAUAA
Messenger RNA from Notodromas monacha, 471 nucleotides. Lineage: Eukaryota; Metazoa; Arthropoda; Ostracoda; Podocopida; Cyprididae. The record is from the annotation of a GenBank genome assembly.